CUUUUACUUUGGCUGUGGACUUUGACACACACCUGAGGUGUAACACGAAGUAGAAAUCCCCAGUCACCUGGUUUCCAGGAAAGGGAAUACCCAGUUUGUGAAAUAAGUUUUUAACAAAAGACCGCAGAGAAAAAAGUAACUCUUGUGCCGCAGGCAGCCAUGGCUGCUGGGGGUCUUGCUGAGGAUCUCUCCAGACGCCAGAGGGGAACAUGGAGCUUCUGCGAAAAACACCAGGAACCCCGGAAACUCUUCUGUAAAAACCACAAAACUGCCAUCUGUGUGAUUUGUGACAAAGCCAAGGAACACAAAAAACACAAGGUUGUUCCUCUGGAUGAAGCGCCUGAAAUAUACAAGGAUCAACUCUGCAGUCGUGAGGAGAUUUUGUGUCAAGAGAGAGAGAAGGUUCUGGCAUACGGAGCAGCCAUCUUAAAGGAAAGCCAAGACGAGCUUGAUCAAAUUGACGCUCUUGCGGAGAACCUGGAGGCGAUGAGACAGGCAGCAUUUGGAAGUGGGGAAAAACAGACACGGAAAAGAAGAUUCAAGGGCUUCUUCAAAUGGAAAUGGAAGAGAAGACAGCCUUCCUUGAACUGUCAGUCAUCUUAAGCUCUUGGGACAAGGACUGCUCUGGGCCUUUCAGAUCUCCAACACCUCUGCACCUCUCAAAAAGCAACCUUGCAGCUCCUCUUCUAUGGUGAGAAAUUGAAGAAGAGGAUUGAGGAGGAGGAGGAACAGAAGCCACUGCAGAGCUGGGAACAUCUGAAGCUGUGGGAAGGACCAAGAAACAUCAAGUGGAGUCUCACUAUUACCUUUCAGGUUAAGAAAAGAUCAGCCGGCCAGCCAAGGACAGUAAUCAUCAUAGAGGCUGUGUGGCAUGUCCUGAGCAGUCUGAAGGAAACCAUAGAUGGGAGGAGCUGCUGCUUAGAAAGCAUCU
Messenger RNA from Podarcis raffonei (Aeolian wall lizard), 931 nucleotides. RefSeq names its product E3 ubiquitin-protein ligase TRIM7-like. The coding region runs from base 160 to 603 and encodes 147 amino acids. The record is from RefSeq and is a predicted model, not a curated record. The transcript is spliced from 5 exons. Gene Ontology annotation, molecular function: zinc ion binding. NCBI's taxonomy places the organism in Eukaryota, Metazoa, Chordata, Lepidosauria, Squamata, Lacertidae.